This is a messenger RNA of Schistosoma curassoni, 5310 nucleotides long. The record is from the annotation of a GenBank genome assembly. Lineage: Eukaryota; Metazoa; Platyhelminthes; Trematoda; Strigeidida; Schistosomatidae.
AUGAUAGACUCUGGUGUAUUUUAUUGGUCCUUUAAUAAAGUUGCGGCGGGAAAUAAAAGUGUUUACGUGUCUUUGAAAAUUCUCAAUUCCAGAUCCAACUGGGUCAAUAUGAAUGAACAAUGGGAUCAGUAUGGUGGAAAUCCAGAUCAUUGGCAGCGUUAUAGUUCCGCACCACUAGGGCAUUGCGGAUGGGGUGGUCCAGAUCCAUCAUGGUAUCCAAAGCCACAAUGGCCACAUUUUCAACAGGGUGUACGAAUGCAUGGCGGUCAACCUGAAUAUCCAUACCAUCCUCCUUCGGAAGCGGUAGAUUCUUAUCGCCAUGGAAAUUAUAAUAAUCAUCCUCCAUAUGGUUACCCUGGACACCAUGGAGCAUUCCCGAUUCAACAGUUUUCGUUUGGACCUGAGACUUAUCGUGCACCGAGACCUCAUUAUGAUUACCAAGUUCCUGGUGGUUCUGAACUAGGAGAAGCUGAUAUCGAACAAAGUGAGAAAAAUUUGGCUGCUCAGCAUGAGUCGUUGCUUGCUCGUCAAAACGUUGAAAUUCUCGAGCUCUUAGACAAAAAGAGAGAGGAAAAUGUUAGGAAAACCGGAGAGCAAUUGAACAUGUCUUGGGAACAGAUGAAUGAAAUGAUCCAACCACUCAUUGAAGCCUGUACAAAAGAAAAUAUAUCUAAAGGAAAAUCUUGGGUUGUUGACAAAAUGUCUGAGUCACCUGAGCUAACUAAGCUAAUGUCUGAUUAUCUAAUAACACGUGCAAGUGCUAUUAGUGUUACAUUUGACUUAAGGCUCCACUUGGUAUACUUGUUAAACGACCUACUUCAUCAUUCUAAACGUCGUGGUGCUCCUGUUCAUCUGCAAGAAGCUUUACACGAAACAGUGCCGGUAAUUUUCUGCCUAGCGACUGAGAUUGCAGAUGAUGAACAAAGAGCCAAAAUUAAUCGUGUUUUAAGCUUGUGGGAAACCAACUCUUAUUUGCCAGUCGAAGUUUUGGUAAAGAUGCGACCUCCAGAAUCAGGUAAAUUCUUAGCGGAAUGGAAAGAAAGUCAGUCAAAGCCGUUUGAAAGUGAAAUAGACAAAAUAAAAGCAAAUAUUAUGAAUCAAUACACUAGUCUUGAGCGACAACAUCAAGAGUUUGCAGAUCAUGUACUACGACAGUUAGCUUCGUCACAUUCCGAUAAGUCUGAUGAAGCAUCUAUCUCUGAUAAUCAUCAUUCCCAAUAUGGAUCAUCUCAUCAUCCUAUGCAGAAUGUUGAUCCAAACUUUACGUACUGGGGUCCACCACCACAGACUACUGGAGGAUUCGAUAUGCUUCCACAGGAUAUGAUGAGCGGGUCAGAUCCAAGAGAUAUGCAACGUCGAAUGCCUGGUUAUCCCCCACCUUCACAAAUGUCAGGGUAUACAGGACCUGGUGGUGGUGGGGCAAGUUAUCCUCCUCAAAUGGGUUGGCCUCCUGGGCAGCAUGAUUCUGCAAAAUGGAAUCAAUCUGUACCUAACUACAACUCUCAACCUGGACACAAAAAUUUUGGUGGUCAUGAGUUAAGCAGCAAUGUAUAUAUUGAAGGUGAAGAACCAGAAGAUGAACAAUCUGUGUAUCCUAAUUCGUCUUAUGAAUGCGGAUCUUAUGGAGGUUAUUAUAAUCAUAACAAUAACGAUUAUCGACAGUAUGAAGACUCUUCUCAUGGUGUUCGAAAUACACGAGACAAUCAAAAUAAUCGUGAUGAGAAACCUCGAACAUUUCGCGGUAGUCGUCCUUCACGAUUUUCCUCUGCUCCAUCUCAUCCUGAGACAGGUAAUGAAAAGAAAAUUGAUCGUAGUGAUACUGGAAAAAAUACUGUCAGUAUGGAACAGCAACACAUAACACCUAAGACUGAUCUAGAAAUGCCAAAAAAUUCAGAAAAUUCUAUGAUACCGGUUGUUGAAUCUUAUGACAUAAAUCAAAAAUUCCCCGCUUGGCAAUUACCUGCAGGAUUAGUACAUCCAUUAAUUCGAUUAAAAGAUUUUGAUUUUACUCCACUGAAUGAAAACAAUUUGCAAUUAUUACCUCCAACAACACCGUCUGAACGUUUGCUUAUGGCAUUGGAGAAUUUUUACAUGCCACCCACCCCAGAUAAACCACGUGACGGCGAAGGUUGGGAACACAUGGCUCUUCAUGAAUUUUAUACGAAAAAAGAACGCGCUCGUCCUUCUGAGCAUAAAGAAAACGAUAGAGACAACACAUCUACCAGUAAAGCAAAGUCAAAUCGACGCCGUCAACAUAGUGGAGGUAGUUAUGCAAGUAGUCAUUCAGAAUAUGAUUUCACAAAUGAAUUAGUUCCAGACCUUCAACAUGACACAGUGGUUGACGUUGAAAAGCCGUUUUCACGUGACAAUUCAGAUAAGGAAGGUCCCCUUGGGCCAUCACAAUUAUCAUAUAUAACAUCUUAUCCCAAACUUGCAGUAGGUCAACCUCUCAGAACUGGCCUUGAAGCACUGACCUUGGCCCCUCCUCCUAUGCAGUGUAUGCAAGGACAGCUAACACAUAAUUAUAGUGCUUAUAAAACAGCUGGUAUUCAACCGGGUAUUCCCAUACCUGUCCCUCCAUUACCAGGUUUACUAGGUGCCAUUCCACCUGGACCAAGUGGAUUCCCUAAUACAAGCUUUCUACAAUUUCCUCCUCCGGUCAAUCAGCCACCACCAACCCUUCCACUGCCUCAAGGUUUGAUUCAAAGGCCCCCACCAGGAUUUUCUGUUGACCGUUUUGAAUCUCGUGGGUCGCGAUCUCGUUCUAGAUCUGAUUCACGUUCAAAGUCUCAUUCUCAUUCUGCGGAUUCACGUUCUCGUGACUUUCGUUCUCGUUCACGAUCACAAUCUAGAUCUCAUAGUUCUCAAAGUAGAUCUCAGUCACGCUCUGAUUCUCGUGAUUCUCGUUCCAAAUCUGUGUCACCUAAUAAUGAUGAUGAAACUGGUAGCAACCAGUCACGUGGCCUUUCAAGAGAUCGAAGACGUAACAGAUCACGUUCACGAAGCUCAGGUUCACCGUUUGCUCGAUUCACUUCAGCUCCUGGACCUGGUGGUUUAGGAGCAGCCGGUGGAGGCGGUAGCGGUGGGAAUAUAAAUGCUGCUCGUGCUGCUGCAAUAGCAGCUGCGGUUUCCAUAGCUAAUUCAAUCAACGCACAAUCUGGCUGGUCCAAUAACAAUGUUAGUAAUAGUAACAAUACUAGUAAUAAUAUACCCACUAACGCAUUUAACAACCAAGGCUUUAGCGGGCCUGGUCUUUUACCAGGUGGUCCGUACGCAGACACCAAUAGAAUAACCUACUAUGGCGGCGGAUUUCAACCUAACCAGGGACAACACAAUCGUGGCGGUGGUGUUGGCGGCGGCGGUUCACGUGGUGGUUACAAUUCCAAUAAUUUACCAGGGCGAGGAGGCGGUAAUAUGCGGUAUCAUGGGUCGGACGAUCGCUUUUAUCCACCUCCACGCGAUCACCAACGUCGUCUUUCCUUAAUCUGCGAUACAUCUGAUUACACUAAGUCAAAUUAUGGUAAAAAAGCCGAACAACAGGGUCAGUUUAAAACUGACCUAGUUUUAUGCUGUGGUGAUUUUCAAGCUGUUCGCAAUCCCAGUGAUUUAACCACAAUGAGCGUUCCUUCCAAGUAUUACCGCAUGGGUGAUUUUUGGAGGUAUUAUGCUGAAGAAAGUAGAGCUCCUGUUUUGACAUUAUUUGUUGGAGGUAAUCAUGAAGCAUCUGGUUAUCUUCAAGAGUUACCAUAUGGUGGUUGGGUUGCUCCAAACAUCUGGUAUAUGGGUUAUGCUAGUGUUGUCCAAUUUGCUGGAUUACGUAUUGCUGGUUUAUCAGGUAUAUACAAACAACAUGAUUAUACCAUGUGUCAUUAUGAACAUCCACCAUACUCAGAAGCAACAAAACGUUCUGUAUAUCAUUUAAGAAACUUAGAAGUUUUCCGACUUGGACAAAUUCGCCGACGUUUAGAUAUAGUGAUGAGUCAUGAUUGGCCUCGAGGGAUAUAUCAUUACGGAAAUUUAAAUCAAUUAACCAGAAGGAAACCUCAUUUUCGUAAUGAAAUCGAGUCAGAUUCAUUAGGCAGUCCACCCGGUGAACAGUUGUUAUGUCGUUUAAAGCCACGGUAUUGGUUUGCAGCUCAUUUGCAUUGUAAAUUUUCAGCGCUUGUUGGACAUUCAGACUCUAAAACUAAUAAAUCACGCAUCACUCACUUUCUAGCUCUUGAUAAGUGUUUACCGAAUCGUCACUAUUUACAAUUCUUAGAUAUUGAACCUGAACUGAAGUAUGAUGAAAGUUCAAUUAAUUUCGAUUCUAAUUUAUCUUUAUCUCCACAACUUGGAGAUGAUCCAGUAAUUGUCAGUCUUUCUAAAUUCAAAUUAAACGUCAACGAUUCAGAAAAAGACUUAAAAUUGAAGGAGCCUAAUAACAAUGCUAGUUCAAACGAUGAAAUAAAUACCAACUUAUAUCUUGAUCCCGAAUGGUUAUCUAUUUUGAGGUCAACAAAUCAUUUAAUGUCUACUAGCAAAGUCCCCUGUAUUCUUCCAGAAAAAGAAACAAGCGAACGCUGUGAUUUUUCCGCUACUGAUGAUGAAAUUCAGGCUUUGUAUGACCCUUUUGGUGGAGAUUUUCAAGUUCCUGACAACUUUGAACGUACUGCUGCAAUUCACAAACCGAAUGAAACUGAUCAUAUGAAUACAAAGACUACGUCUACGCCAAUUAGUUUGGUUCAACAAGCAAAUGCUUUAAAUAAAGAACAACGACUUUUUUCAAAUCCACAAACAGAACUUAUUUGUGCUAUGCUUGAUUUAAUAAACCCUAAUGCACUCUUUCUUGGCAAACAAUCAUACAGUUUACUAGAAUUAUCAGCACAGUUACAAUCUAAGAAGGAUGAAGAGGAGGAUGACGAUGAAGUUGAGGAAAAUCCAGAAGAAAAUAUUUGUGAAGAUGAUGUGAAAAAUGACGAAAAUCAACUUGAUGUUAAUGAAUAUCCAUUAGAUGUAAACACUAGCUGGAUCACUUCAGACUCAUUCGUCAAAGAGAGUUUUACAGAGUAUGAUCCGAUGAAUAGCACUUUUGUAUCAAAUACUAACCAAUCUAGUCAUAAUCCACUUAGCAAUACAAAUCUUUAUGAUAGUGUUGUAAGUCAAAAUCCUGAAGAAUUGGUAUUAGAUGAUAUUGAAGAUAAUGAUGAUGAGUUUCCCAAUGAGUCUCACUCUUUAAAUGUCUCUCAAUACAACGCUAGUUAUUCUCAGUUCACAGAUUCAAAUAAAUCAGAGCAAGUGUACAUUCCGCAACUUUUGCCUGAUUCCUAA